CUUAUUUAAUUUUUGUUUCAGGAUAUCAGAUGAUAAACGUGUACAAUUCCUAAGAAUUAAUUCACAAGGAUUUUCAUAUUAAGAAGUGACCAUGGACUUUACAGCUGAUUGGUCGAUAAUGCAAACGUUAGGUGAAGGAGCAUAUGGAGAAGUGAAACUUUUGAUCAACAAGAAUGAUGGGAUGGCUGUGGCCAUGAAGGUGAUAAAUCUGGAGGAACAUCCAGAGGCCAGUGUAAACGUCCAGAAGGAGAUAGCUAUACACAGAAUGCUCAAUGAUCCCCACAUUCAAGUACUUCGGCCAAAGAACUGAGGGCUCA
This is a messenger RNA of Homalodisca vitripennis (glassy-winged sharpshooter), 317 nucleotides long. RefSeq names its product serine/threonine-protein kinase grp-like. Gene Ontology annotation, biological process: protein phosphorylation. NCBI's taxonomy places the organism in Eukaryota, Metazoa, Arthropoda, Insecta, Hemiptera, Cicadellidae. Bases 92 to 310 code for a protein of 72 amino acids. The record is from RefSeq and is a predicted model, not a curated record. Gene Ontology annotation, molecular function: protein kinase activity; ATP binding. The transcript is spliced from 2 exons.